UGCGAAUGUAAAUAAAAAGGUGAAAGACAGAAUUCUAACCAACAGCUGCUCAACUGAACUGGCACAGUUGAUGAAGGUACAUUGAAAGUGUAGUUUUAAAAUUCACACUAAAACGACGUUGCAAUGACAUCGACCAAAGUGAUUCAGUUGGACGAAAAGAUGGCAAAACUACACGAAUGCGGUAGUGGUUUUCGAGCUAAGGAUGAUCCAUUUUUUGAGGCAAAUAAUACUGUGAUUUUCACACCGUUUGUCCGACUCGGUGUAUAUCGAUAUGAUGACGAAAGUCUUUGUCAUAAAUCAGAUCGCAUACGUUGCAAUAUUCCAAAUUGUAAUGAAAUGUUUGACACAAUAUUUGCAUAUGAAAAUCACUAUAAUUCAUUGCAUCGUUUUUUGUGUGCACAAUGUAAGAAGAAUUUGCCCAGUGCCCAUUUGCUUGAUUUACAUUUGUCGGAGAAACAUGAUUCCUUCUUUGCUGUCCUAUCAGAACGAAAACCGAUGUAUCGUUGUUAUUUGGUGGAAUGUUCAGUGCUGAGCAAGAAUGCUUCGGAGCGUCGUGAUCAUUGCAUAACGGUGCAUAAAUUUCCGGCUGAUUUUCGUUUUGAUUGUUACAAGCAUGGUAACAAGAAAAGCAACAACAAAAAUGAUGGCAAAAAGAUUAGUCAAAAGUUACCGGAUCAAAAGGCAUCAUCACCAUCGUCGUCCGUGACGUCUGCAUUACAACAGUCAAAGAUGGUUGUAUCGGUAACAUCACAUGAUGAAGAUGUCGAAUUGGAGGAUAAAUCAAUUUUACUCAUGACACAACGUAAAAAUUUCGCCCAUUUUUCAUUCGGUCACAAUAAGACGAAGACAUUUCGUUCAAAUUCCAAUCAAUGUUAUGCUAAGCAACUAACUGCCAAAUCGGAAAUCACCAAAAAGCCCCAGUCUGGCCUCGAUGACGCCAAUUUGGUGGAUGAAUUAAUGGAUAGUCUACCACAAUGAUUGAAUUUUCACUUUAAUAUUGUUUAUUUUUGUAAUUCACUCGAAUCAUCAAACAUUUUACCACAAUAAAUAAGUUAAACAUA
This is a messenger RNA of Contarinia nasturtii (swede midge), 1061 nucleotides long. Its product is annotated as zinc finger protein 511. NCBI's taxonomy places the organism in Eukaryota, Metazoa, Arthropoda, Insecta, Diptera, Cecidomyiidae. The record is from RefSeq and is a predicted model, not a curated record. Bases 124 to 978 code for a protein of 284 amino acids. The transcript has 3 exons.